GAAUCAGAGCUUCAAUUCGCAACACUGGCGCGGCAAUUCCUUUAAAUCGCAUUCCCAACCCUAGAAAGUACGGAUCAUUUCAAAAGCACAUUUGGUUCUUCGGCUUAACAGCUUCUCUAAAACCCCAGAGUCUCCAAAACCGCUACUCGCUACUCUUCAAUCUACUGCCAUUAGCUUGCGCUUUCUCUCAUCCUUAGAGAAAUGGAGUUUUGGGGUGUUGAAGUCAAGGCUGGACAAACCCUUAAGGUUAAUCCUGGUGAUGAUAAGAUUCUACAUCUCUCCCAGGCAUCUCUUGGUGAAGUGAAAAAGGACAAAGGAAAUGAUUCUGUUCCUCUCUAUGUGAACGUUGGUGGUCAGAAGCUUGUUCUUGGAACACUGUCUCAUGAGAAAUGCACUCAAAUAACUUUUGAUUUGGUUUUUGAGAAGGAAUUUGAACUAUCCCACAACUGGAAGCAUGGGUGUGUCUACUUCAUUGGAUACAAAUCUGUUUUCCCAGAUGAAUCGGAGGAUUUAUCUGAUUUUGAAUCAGAUUCUGAAGAAGAGGAAAUUCCACUUCAAGCAACUGAGAAUGGAAAACCUGUGCAGAAGAAGGCAAAACCUGCAACAGAAAAGGCUAAUGCAGAAAAGCCUGAUACUUCAAAAGCUAAGCCAAAGGUGAAGAUUGUUGAACCCGAAAAAAGUGACAAAUCCAAAGAAGAGGAUGAUGAUGAAGACGACGAAGAUGAUUCUGACGAAGACGAAUCAUUUGAUGAGGACAUGCUUGACGCCGCGGAUGGUAGUGAAGAUGACAAUGAGAGUUCAGAUGACGAAGAUGAAGACACCCCCACACCCAAGAAGGUGGAACAGGGUAAGAAAAGGCUGUUGGAUUCUGUUGCAAAAACUCCUGCUUCUGAUAAAAAGGCAAAAUUGGUCACUCCUCAGAAAACAGAUGGAAAGAAGGGCGGUGGCCAUACUGCAACACCUCACCCCAACAAGGCAGCUGUGAAGACUCCUGUGAGCAGUGACAAGUCAAAGGGACCACAAACCCCAAAAUCCCCUGGACAGUUUUCAUGUAAAUCUUGCAACAAGUCCUUCAGCUCAGACAAUGGUCUACAAGAUCAUAACAAGGCAAAGCACAGCGGUGGCAAGUGAAGCAAGGCAGUUUAAUAGGCAAAGGCAAAAAGCACAGUGGUGACAAGUGAAGUGAGGGCAGUAUUUUUGAUGAUGGAGAGCUUGUGAACUAUACUGAUUAGGUUUUGGAGGGCCUACUGCAGAGGUGUUAUAUGGUAUUAUUACCGAAGGAGGAAACAAUUGUAGUAAGUAGGUUUAUUUGUGUUAAGAAGGGAUGAUUGUAUGGACUUGUUUUAAUGCGAUGUGCGAGCUCUGUGAUAUCAAUGUUGAUUGCAAGUUGAAAGUGAUCAACUUCCCUUCCAGUCA
Molecule: messenger RNA, 1416 nt
Organism: Macadamia integrifolia
Lineage: Eukaryota; Viridiplantae; Streptophyta; Magnoliopsida; Proteales; Proteaceae
Product: histone deacetylase HDT1-like
Exons: 10
Coding region: 202-1131 (309 amino acids)
Source: RefSeq, a predicted model, not a curated record